Messenger RNA from Leptinotarsa decemlineata (Colorado potato beetle), 1069 nucleotides. RefSeq names its product kin of IRRE-like protein 1. Gene Ontology annotation, molecular function: cell adhesion molecule binding. NCBI's taxonomy places the organism in Eukaryota, Metazoa, Arthropoda, Insecta, Coleoptera, Chrysomelidae. The record is from RefSeq and is a predicted model, not a curated record. Gene Ontology annotation, cellular component: plasma membrane; cell-cell junction. Gene Ontology annotation, biological process: cell-cell adhesion.
AUGAUUUCAACUGAUACUCCCGUUAAAAAAGAACUGGAAGAGGAAGCGCGAAUUCGCGAAGACAUAAAGAAAAAACGUGCCUCAGCUACGAUAAAACGAAACAACAUCAAGAAAGGAGUCUUGGAAUCUAGUUCAUCAUCUGAUGAGGAAAUCAUAAAAUUUGACGAAUCAUCUGAUUGUUUUCCUCCCCAGAGGCCCCGUAUAGAAUACAAUGGCACCCAAGUAUUGCCAGGACAUAACCUCACGACCCUUCACGGAGAAGUGGCAGUAAUAAAGUGCGUCUCUCACUAUGGGAAUCCGCCUCCGGUUCUGAAGUGGUUUUUGGAUCAACAAGAGAUCACACCCACUCGAAGACAGACGAACACCACCGAACUGGAUAAUCCUCGAACAUGGCUCGCUUUGUCUGUUCUGGAACUGACGAUUUCUAAAGAUAACCAUGGUCGGAUGUUGAGAUGCGUGGCUGUCCACGAAUCUUAUCCGACUAAGUCUAGUACCAUAGAAGUACGACUGGAUGUUAUGUACGUCCCGGAGACAAGACUGGUAGGAAUCCCGACCAGCGACGUCGAAGACCUGAAGGAUUCGAUAGCAAUAAGAUGCGUCGUCACCGCUAAUCCAAAAGCGUCGGUAGUCUGGAGAAGAGAAGGCCAGAAUCAGCCGGCUAGCUUGCAGGAACUUUUGCAAUUCAGUCCUGCCAUCAGACAACACUCCGGACUAUACACGUGUCACGCACGUAACAAAGCCGGAGAUUCGCAGCCCGUCAGAGUGCAGGUCGACGUGAAAUAUCCUCCAAAAAUUGUGAGCAUCGGCAGAGAGAGGGUGAAAACCGCCACAUUAUUCUCAUCAACGAGCUUCGAGUGUCUGGGAGAAGGCAAUCCUCCUCCAACAUACGAGUGGAUACAAAAAAGACCCGUUCCAGCUGAUUCUAACAUAGAGAGGGGAAGAGACGCAAAGUUAUACAUCAGCAACGUAACCUAUGACUUCCAAGGCGAAUACAGAUGUAAAGUGACGAAUAUCAUCAAAGGGGAAGAAAGGAGUGAAAUCAGUGAACCAAUUAUUCUACAAGUGCAUG